AUGGUCGUCCUACCACGCCUGGGCAUCGAACCCAACCCCGACUUCCCCAAGAACUCGCCUCCCCGUCCCAGUCCAACAACCCCUACUCCCACGCCCACUGCCACCGACACCAUCAUCGCCAGCAUCACAAGCAGCAGCAGCAGCAGCGCAACAUCAACAUCCUCCUCCCCAGCCCCCACCGACAAUGGAAGCAGCAGCAGCGGCGGCGGCGGCGGCUUCAUAAAGGUCGUCGCCGAGGACGGCACGAGCGGCGACAAGCUCCUGCGCGGGUUCCUCGUCGGCAUGGCCAUUGGGACCCUGCUGAGCCUCGUCGUGUGCUGCUGGCUGCCGUGCUUCCGCAAGGGGCGGCGGCGGACGCGGCUGCAGCGGCGCAACGACAAUAUCAGGCGGAGGUUGGUGAUUCUCGAGGACGAGGCGUGGGUGAGCGAGAAUUGGCCGAGGAGGAGGCCGUGGGAUGUUGGUGAGGAUGAGAGCGGGAGUCAUGAGAGUCAUGGGAGCCAUGAGGGGUGA
Molecule: messenger RNA, 510 nt
Organism: Trichoderma citrinoviride
Lineage: Eukaryota; Fungi; Ascomycota; Sordariomycetes; Hypocreales; Hypocreaceae
Exons: 1
Coding region: 1-510 (169 amino acids)
Source: RefSeq, a predicted model, not a curated record